This is a messenger RNA of Lineus longissimus, 5239 nucleotides long. RefSeq names its product ras-related protein Rab-37-like. Gene Ontology annotation, biological process: regulation of exocytosis; protein localization to plasma membrane; protein secretion. The transcript has 8 exons. The record is from RefSeq and is a predicted model, not a curated record. Gene Ontology annotation, molecular function: GTPase activity; GTP binding. NCBI's taxonomy places the organism in Eukaryota, Metazoa, Nemertea, Pilidiophora, Heteronemertea, Lineidae. Gene Ontology annotation, cellular component: plasma membrane; synaptic vesicle; trans-Golgi network transport vesicle. Bases 262 to 975 code for a protein of 237 amino acids.
CCAGGUUCGAUCGAUUAUUCGUUGGCUAUCCCUGCCUUGAGUAAAGCACCAAUGAUGCUGUCACACACAUAGCUUCUGUAUAGGGAUUUAUGCAUUGACACUUCGAACAGCUCAAAUUCAUAGCCAGGUUUCAGUUUCGAGGAUUGUAAGCAAAAGAAAACAAGUGCUACGCCAGAGGAUUUACUAGUAUAUCUCUCCAUUUUAUUUGAACUAUCACGUGAGGUCGCAAAAACAAAUAAUAGGUAAUAUUCGGGUUCAAAUAUGGCGGAUCGGAGUAGUAGUGGUUCUUCAGGCCUGAGAGUGAUCGCCAAUGGGCGGGACGGCCGGACUAGAGACGAUAACGCCAACACUGAAGAAGGACCCAAGAAAUAUGACGAAACUCUCAUCCAUAAGACGAUUCUCGUGGGAGAUAGUGGUGUCGGUAAAACUUCAUUACUCGUCCAGUUCGACCAGGGCAAAUUUCACAGCGGUUCAUUCUCGGCGACAGUAGGAAUCGGGUUCACGAAUAAAGUUGUAAAUGUAGAAGGCUGUAAAGUAAAACUACAGAUAUGGGAUACUGCAGGUCAAGAACGCUUCCGCAGUAUUACGCGGGCAUAUUACCGUGACGCAAAUGCAUUACUAUUAUUAUAUGACGUGACGAGCAAACCAAGUUUUGACAACAUCAGGGCGUGGCUCAGUGAAAUAAACGAAUAUGCCCAAGACGACGUUGUUAUCAUGUUGCUAGGUAACAAGGCAGACAUGACAGAAGGCCGGGUGAUAAAAAGAGAGGAAGGGGAAAAACUAGCAAGGGACCAUAAUGUAGCCUUUAUGGAAACAAGUGCCAAAACGGGUAUGAACGUGGAAUUAGCAUUUAUGGCAAUAGCAAGAGAUUUGAAGAUGAAAAAGACAAGAAAUCCCAGUGAUCCCAAGUUUAGUGUUGUGGACUAUAUUGACCAGCAUGACGAGAAGAAAGCUGGCGGCUGCUGUAGUAGUUAACAAUAUACCAAUCAAAGUGCAUGCGGUGGUGACGUUACAAUGUACUUCUUCAGUUCUUCUUCUGGUCAUUCUAUCAGCAUGGUUGCCAUGUUGGUGCUAUCCGCAGGAAAACAGAUGUGCUCAGUCCUAGAUAUGUUGUGAUUUGAAACUAUGAGAACACCAUGCCUGUUCAUUGAUGUCUGAUAACUUAAUCAGGCCUACCUAGCUCCUGCCUGUAAUUCUCCCUUGAAAAACUGGGAACUAAUCCUGUCAAGGCAACUUCUUUUAAGAGUCGGGUAAUAUUCCUCCCAGUUUAGCCCUUGAGGAGUAGGCAUGGUGUUUUCUCAAUGAGGUUGAAGGGCAAUCCUUCUUCUAAUCCCUAGACAAAAUUUAGAAUCUGCGCUUUGCUCUUCCCCAAGUAGAACCAAUAUGGCUCUGAUGGAUUUCCAAUUGAAGUUUCAAGGGAAGAGAAACUUCUAAGGAUGCAAGUGAGAUAUGUGCUGUAAGUGUGGACAUUGAUGGUCAACCUAAAAUCGACUGAACUCUGCCAUUGUGCUGGACCUUUAUUUGUCCCUUUAGGGGGAUUGGUACCCCAGUCACAGGACAUGUCAAGCAAUUAAAAUUCAGUGACUGUAUUGUGUUUAUUUGCUACUUGCCGACUAUCGGGCAUCAGACAUUACAGAGCAAGCCAUCAGGAUUGAUUGUUCCGAGUUGAGGAAAGUUUAACUCCUCUGACUGUAGUCCAAGGCAUGUCUCCUCAUGGAUUUCAGUGUUAAACGUUGCAUUUCUUUAGUGCAUUUGUUGUCACGAGGACAAUUCUACUGACUAAGGUGAGAAAAUCUGAUUAUGGGUUUUCAAAUUGACCAGUUGUACAAUAAUCUGCACACAUCCAUACUUUUCUUCAACCAGGACUUGUUUUAAAAAAGAAUUGAAUAUCAUAUUUGUUAUUCACUGAGAGAGAAUGACUUUACUCUGACAUCUGUUCUCGCCAUGACUUUUUUUGCAGAAGUCAUUGAAAGCUAUUGGUUGAUAAAGCCAAAUUGAGGCUGGCUAGAUGACACUCCUGCGUGUGAGCAAGAUGGGGACUUUGGAAUUGUUGGUCUUUAGGAAUAUCGGGUGGGCUAUGAUUACAACAGUAGUUUUUUGUUAUAGUUUCAUGUAAAUACAGAUAUUUAUUGGCUCUAAUAAAGAGUAUAAUUGACAUAUCAUUGUUUCUAUAAAAAAUUUGGCUAUUAUAUGUUAUCAUUGAAUUUUUCUAUUCGUUCUAGCCUUGGAUUCUAUCAGAGUUGUUAAAUUUCAGGAAUUGAUAGCAAGUUAUUUGGGAAUACAGAUAAUUUUGUAUGUGUUGAUCAACAAUUUAGCCCUCCUGGUGAAAGGUGAAAGACCACAUAAAUUUAGGGUACUUUUAUAGCCCAUGUUAUGUGAUGGCAGUGUGAUGUGAGUAAAGGCAGAAACAAAUGGCAAGCGAAAAACAUCCAACUCCUUUAUUCGUUUCUGAGUCGUAGGUAACAAGGGACAGGAUAGUACCAGAGAUACUCACCAGACUGUGACCUGGUCAACCAUGAUAGACAUGACACUCUUACCCAAAAUGACCUGCCUGUCAUGUCUAUUUACCAUAGAUAUGAUGGAGACCCAUUCCAUAGAAUUGGCAGCAGACAGCAUCAAAGGUAAUGUAGUUUCUGGGAAUGAAAGCUGGAUGUUUCCAGCUUGUAUUUGUUUCUGGUCAAGGCCACUUAAUCUGGUGUUGUGAUUUUAUACUUAUGGAAACUAGUACAUUACAUGUAGUAUUGAGAUUCAUAGGUUGUGUACUUAAAAAUAGAGUAGAUGUGAUAAUUGUAGACAUUAUAUUUAGUUUCCGAUGUUUAGCUUUGUAUCAUUAGGCAUGAAAUAAUUGUGUAUGAAUGAAAUAUAUAUUUUUGGAAAAUGAAAUUGACUUAAUUUAUUCCAAGGAAUUAUAGCCUGAUCGGGCCGUGCAUUAAAGCAUUGAGAUGAUAUAGAAAUUCAAAAACUUGGUGAUUACACAUUUUGCACAUUUAGGAGGUAUCACUCUGGUACCAGUACUUAAAUCCCUACCAGUUGCUUAUUAAUACAAAAGCCACUAUCAAUAGUUCAAUUUUCUGCUGCAUCUUUCAGUUUGUGCAUUAAAACUGGUGUCUUCUCGCAUGAUUUCCAAUGGGAUCUUUUUGGUUCAUUGGAGUAAAAUCUUAUGUCAGAGCAUAAAAAGUCUCGGUACACUAUGCCUGAUCAAAUAUGGGAGUUGGGGCAUCAUAAUAUGAUAAUAACCACUUUGUUUUCUUAUCACCUUGCUAUAAUUGCGGACUUCGCCCUUAAAGAAAAAUGUGUUUUCAAACCAAUUUAGCGUUUUUUCGAUCAAAAGAUAUGUAUUUGUAGUGAUUUACUUAAUUUUAUUGGAUGAGUAUGCCUUCUACUUUGCAAAUGAAUUGCCUUUGAUAUUCAAGUGCAACAUUGAUUAUAUAUGUAUAUAUUUUGUUAAAUCAUACAAGUGUUUGUGUACAAAUCAGGAUAAAUUGCAUAUGGAGCUAUCGUGUGUACCUUAUCCCCUAGUAAAUGUAGGUGCUUGACGAAGGAUUCCACCGAAAAAAGAUCUAUUUAACAGGCUUAAAUUAACUUCCCAAGUUUGAAAAAUGUCUUUGAAAUUGAUUGUAAUUAUUGCUUUGUUGCACCAGGUGCCCUUUUUUCAAACCUGGAUCUGCCCAUUUAUUUUGUUAUACAUAUAUGUUACAGAAUUAAAGAUAUGUGUGGUUGCAUCUUUUGAUGGCCCUUUGUUAUGUUUUGGCCAAAAUAAAUCGGUGAGUAAGGAUGAAGAAAGCUUCAGAUAUUAUGUGAUUUAUUCUGAGUACCUCAUUAUAGUGCUGUGUAUUCCAAUGGUGUAGUGCCCAAUUGAAUCCCCUAGGAAGGGCAGUGAGUCACAUGCCUCUUCAGGGCUCUACAGCAUAGUUUUUGUUGCUAAAAGUUGCAUGUGUUUUCAUGCAUUAUUUUGUUUGUGCCGGACACUUACAAGGUUAAACUGUUGAGAGGCAAAUCUGUUGGCAGUGUUGUUACAAACUCCAUACAGACCCUGAAAGGGUACUUGACUCACUGAUGUAGUUUAUAGUACAUUGCAGUGUGAGGGGAAAAUAAUAUUGAUACAGCUUACUUAUACGGGGACAUAUAGAACAGCUGAUUCAUUACACUAUGAACUUGAUUAGACAUGAAAUCUGUCACGAGAUAUCCAAUACGCCAUCCAACACUUGGUCAGCAGAAGCAUUGAAUGGUCCACGUUGUUUCCCAAUUCAUGUUUGAUUGCCCUAAUUCUGAAUAAUUUGCCGUAUUUUUUGAUUUGAGCAAAUAUUCUGUGAUUCCUCCUCGUGAAUUGAUUUAUAAAGUGAUAGGUGUAUGAUGAUGAAAAAAUCGAUUAUAGUAGCCAAGAUGUAGAAGUUAGACUUUAAAAUGUAGAAAUUUUGUACAUAGUUAUAUAAUUGUAAUAUACUGGUACUCAAAAUAGUUCAUUGUAGAUAUGUUUUUGUUGUUCGGCGGUAUAUUGUAUACGGUACUUGGAAUAAUGAGUUUAUAGUCCUUUUCACAAAAAAGUAACACUGCAUCCUAAAAAGGCUAAAAUUUCUGGAAUAUUCGGAAUUCCAAUUAAACUUGUUUGAUUGAAUGAAAUGGCUUAUUCUUGGUGAUAUUGUUCAAUUCUAGCAAAUUAUUGUUAGAUACGGGUCAGACUUUGCAGUUUCAGAUGAAAUGUACCAUUUUGUUCAACUGCUGCAUUUUUUGUGUGAAAUCAUCAAAAAUUUGAUUGCCAGUUUUUGUGAAAUGGACUAUUGAUAGAGGCUUUUAGAGCUGAUAUGACCGGUAUAACCUUCAGAAAACACUUUGGGCUCACAGUGUCGUGAAUUAGCAGUAUCUGCUGCGAAGAGGCCUAUAGGUUCAGUCAAAAUAAGGCAAAGAGUCUAUUCGGGUACAAUUUCUGAAUUUGGUUUCAGUUCUCUUUCUUUGUCCCCUCUUUGUUACAUUGUAAAUGGGAAAGUGUCAGUGCCCUCCUUUAAUUGCCAGGGGAGCCACCUACUAAACAGAAGAGGAACUAUUAUUUGUAGACCCACAUGCAGACAUUUCUUCGUUUAUGAGGUGACCCCCUGGUAUUUGUUUAAGGUGUGUGAAUGCCCUUGUAGCCAUCUAAUAACAGAGGUUAUUACCUCGAUGUGAGAGAAAAUUACUGACUUGUAACAAGAAUGGAUGUACAAAUUAAGAUAAAACAUAAAUAAAAUUGUAAUGCCAAAGUAAA